AUGCAGGUUAUACAGACAGAUGAAAAUAGUUGCAAAAGAGUCGGAGUGGAAGAACACUUGAUAAAAUUUAGGCCGUCGCCAAAUUUCAAAAAUAUGAAAAAAUUUAUAAAAUCCAAAAUAGAUCAUAGCGAGAUAACUUAUCGUGCUACACCGAGUGCUGCGCCCGAUCCACCGCCGCCUCCCAACAUAAGCAGAGCACAAAAAGUGAAGCCCGAGGUGCAACCACCCUUGCCCUUGGACCCACCUCCUGUGGAUACACCUUUAAAUUUAAAUAUACAAGUAAAACAAGAAAUUGAGGAUCUGGAUUAUCAUAUGUGUGAUAAGUCACCAGAAAUAGAAGCAGGAACCUCCCAAGGGAGUAAGAAUACCCAAGAAAACAAAGAAAAAUCUAAAAUGCCCAUAUGUCGAGAUUUCAUAAGAGGCACAUGUAAAAGGCAGGGAACAUGUAGAUUUGCUCAUAAAUAUGAUGUUUCACAACUAGUAGGAGUGUAUACAUUCUGCCAUAAGUAUCAAAAUUCUGUAUGUACUUAUGCGAAUUGCAAAUAUGUUCAUGCAAGUGUAUUUGAGGAGCGUAAUUUUUAUCGAACAGGCAUUUUGCCACCGCAUGCACUGGCACACCACAGGAAAGUUAAUGUAUUGCAACCACCACCACCACCACCUCCGCCACCUGAAGCACCCCCGACAGAUGUGGCUGCUGUUACAUUUUCAAACCCUCCACCACCAAUACCUAAUGAUUGUCUUCCAGUCAACUCAAUGGAAAACAGAAGUUUCCCCGAUCUUCUGCCGUUAAGAAGUACAUCCCCCCUAAAGCGGUCAUGGAAAACCAUCGAAGAGUUCGGCAGCUCGUGUGAGAUCGACGUUAAGAAACAGUCGUCGAAAAAAUGCAAACAUUGCGAUGUCAUGGAGUUCAGGCUGCAGUACAACAAGGACAAGGUGGAGAAGAUGCUGCAUUCGAAGCAGGAACUGGAUAAGAAGAUGGCUCUCUUGGACAAGAAAACCGACAAACUCUAUUCCAUCCUAUUAGCACUGCUCAAACCAACGUUCUCGUCCAAACCUCAGAGUCACGCGAACAGCUUGACUUCGAUGAACCGUGAUAACAAAGAGAUGGAU
Brenthis ino (lesser marbled fritillary) is the source of this 1110-nucleotide messenger RNA. Lineage: Eukaryota; Metazoa; Arthropoda; Insecta; Lepidoptera; Nymphalidae. The record is from the annotation of a GenBank genome assembly.